GUGAAAAGUUUUAUUAUAGCCUUCUUCAGAUGGCGUUUUAUUCAUAACAUUAAAGCCGGAGAACAAAGUUGUUUACUAUUGGUCGAAAUCUCUGAUGGGCAAUUUUACAACAACUUCACCAAUAGUUGAAGUCCUGUUUAAGGUGAAUUCAGCCCAGUUUAACGAUUAUCAGGAAACAAGCUUCUCAUUAAGUUUCAGACAAGAAUGUGGUGGAGUUUUCACUAAACCUACGGGAAUACUAAAGAGUCCAUAUUACCCAGCAGACUAUCCAGCUCUAGCAGAAUGUAUAUACGAAAUUCGUACGAGUCCUGGACAUAUAAUCAAUAUUACAUUUAACAAUAUGGUGAUAGAACGUGAGACCCGAUGUGAAUAUGACUAUUUAAAGAUUCAAGAUGGUGAAGAGAAAAACAGCUCUGUUAUCGCACUGUUUUGUGGAAGUGUUGUGCCAAAGCCACUAAUAUCUACAAACAAUUACUUAAGAUUGACUUUUAGAACUGAUGGUGCUACUGAGUAUCGAGGAUUUUAUGCAGCUUAUACUGUUGUAGAAAAUGGUGAGAUCAAACAGUAUUAAUUACUUUUUUUUAAC
Molecule: messenger RNA, 586 nt
Organism: Parasteatoda tepidariorum (common house spider)
Lineage: Eukaryota; Metazoa; Arthropoda; Arachnida; Araneae; Theridiidae
Biological process (GO): cobalamin transport
Molecular function (GO): protein binding; cobalamin binding
Source: RefSeq, a predicted model, not a curated record